Molecule: messenger RNA, 1572 nt
Organism: Apodemus sylvaticus (European woodmouse)
Lineage: Eukaryota; Metazoa; Chordata; Mammalia; Rodentia; Muridae
Product: zinc finger protein 431-like
Exons: 5
Coding region: 100-1572 (490 amino acids)
Biological process (GO): regulation of DNA-templated transcription
Molecular function (GO): DNA-binding transcription factor activity, RNA polymerase II-specific; RNA polymerase II cis-regulatory region sequence-specific DNA binding
Source: RefSeq, a predicted model, not a curated record
UCAUCCUUGCUGUGCAGCUUGAAUGAUUCUCCAUGUCCUGCUCUGAGCUCUGCUGUUGGCUGCUGUGAGGGGACCUCAGGGAAGCUGUGACAUCGCGACAUGGAUGCAGUGACUUUUGAUGAUGUGCAUGUGAAAUUCACUGAGGAAGAGUGGAAUUUGCUGGAUCCUUCCCAGAAGAGUCUCUACAAAAAUGUGAUGUUUGAAACCUACCUGAACCUCAAAGCUGUAGGCUAUAAUUGGGAAGACCAUCAUCUUGAAGAACAUUGUCAAAGUAGUAGAAAACAUGAAAGGCAUGUAAGAAGAUAUACUGGAGUGAAACUCUAUGAGUGUAAUAUAUGUGGUAAAGCUUUUACAAGAUGCAGUAAUCUCCAAUAUCAUAAAAGAACACAUUCUGGAGAGAAACCUGAUGAAUGUAAUCAAUGUGGUAAAGCCUUUGCAAGAUCCAGUCAUCUCCAAUAUCAUAAAACAGCACCUACUGGAGAGAAACCUUAUGAAUGUAAUCAAUGUGGUAAAGUCUUUGCAGCUCACAGUUAUCUACAAAGACAUAAAAGAUCACAUACAGGAGAGAAACCUUAUGAGUGCCAUCAAUGUGGUAAAGCCUUUGCACAGCACAGUCAUCUCCAAAAUCAUAAAAGAACACAUACUGGAGAGAAACCUUAUGAAUGUAAUCAAUGUGGUAAAGCCGUUGCCUAUCACAGUAAUCUCAAAUAUCAUAAAAGAACACAUACUGGAGAGAAACCAUAUGAAUGUAAUCAAUGUGGUAAAGCCUUUGCACAGCACAAUGAUCUCCAAAGACAUAAAAGAACACAUACUGGAGAGAAACCUUAUGAGUGCCAUCAAUGUGGUAAAGCCUUUGCACAGCACAGUCGUCUCCAAUCUCAUAAAAGAACACAUACUGGAGAGAAACCUUAUGAAUGUAAUCAAUGUGGUAAAGCCUUUGCCUAUCACAGUGAUCUCAAAUAUCAUAAAAGAAUACAUACUGGAGAGAAACCAUAUGAAUGUAAUCAAUGUGGUAAAGCCUUUGCACAUCGCAGUAAUCUCCAAUAUCAUAAAAGAACACAUACUGGAGAGAAACCUUAUGAGUGCAAUCAAUGUGGUAAAGCCUUUGCACAGCGUAGUCAUCUCCAGUAUCAUAAAAGAACACAUACUGGAGAGAAACCUUAUGAAUGUAACCAAUGUGGUAAAGUCUUUGCAAGAAUCAGUCAUCUCCAGUAUCAUAAAAGAACACAUACUGGAGAGAAACCUUAUGAAUGCAAUCAAUGUGGUAAAGCCUUUGCAGGUCACAGUGAUCUCCAAAGACAUAAAAGAACACAUACUGGGGAGAAACCUUAUGAAUGUAAUCAAUGUAGUAAAGCCUUUUCAUGUCACAGUAAUCUCCAAAGACAUAAAAGAACACAUACUCGAGAGAAACCUUAUGAAUGUAACCAAUGUGGUAAAGCAUUUGCAAGAGCCUGUCAUCUCCAAAGACAUAAAAGAACACAUACUGGAGAGAAACCUUAUGAAUGUAAACAAUGUAGUAAAGCCUUUUCAUGUCACAGUAAUCUCCAAAGACAUAAAAGAACACAUACUUGA